AUGGACAAUCCUGAACUAUUGAUCUGCCAUGCGUGUGGCGAAGACUGGGUUCGGGAUUCCAAUCAUUACGACAACCGCCUCUUGUGCCCCAGCUGCGGGUCCGAUUUCGUACAGAUCAUAGAAGAGAGUCCUGCCCCCCCUGAACGUGAACGUGACGCUUUUCCCCGCUCUGCUAUAAGCCCCUUCACGGACCAUAACCCUUGGGAUCAAGAUCAAGAUCAAGAAUCACCUCCACAUCCGGGCUCCGCAGCAUACGACCCCAUGGAUUUCGCUUUCCCCGGUUAUUCCCAUCAUACCUACCGGUCUCCUGAUGGACGUUUCUCUUUCAGUUCCUCCACUGUCCGGGGGAGCUUCCCACCCCGCCAUGGUGCUGGUGGUGGCGGCGCUGGCGCUGGCGCUGGCACUUAUUCAAACCCCAUGAUACCCAUGCUCCAAACAUUGCAGACAAUACUGGGAGACAUUUCAGAUGCACAUGAUAUUGACCAUCGCAAUAAUAAUCAUCAUCAUAACCACCACACAGAGCAGCAGUAUGGGAAUAGAAGCCCCAGGCCGGAAGAGUCAUCACGUCGAUAUUCGCCAGACCCCGAUCCCACAGGCACAGAUGAAUAUGCGGGAUUCGAAGGACUAUUCCCGCGCGACUCAGAUAGACCUCAACGCAUGUCGCCGCCUGUCGAAAACCUGUCCGAUCUUCUAGGAACCUUCCACUAUAAUUCCAGCUCAAGGCGUCGGACCGGAAGACCGAACCCCCAAAUGCCGAUGGGACCUGACCCGCUCGGGAUGCUCAGCGCAAUGUUGGAAAUGGCUGACCCGAGGCAAACGCGCCGAUACGGUGACGCCGUCUAUUCCCGCGAAGCGUUGGAAGAAGUCAUCGCCCAGCUUGGUCAACAAGACGCACAGGGUGCCGGCCCGCCGCCAGCAACCAAUACCGCUAUCCAGUCACUUCCUAAGAGGAAAGUCAAUAAGGAGAUGUUAGGAACGGACGGUAAAGGCGAGUGUGCUAUCUGCAAGGAUGGUGUCGAACUAGAUACCGAAGUCACGAUGUUGCCUUGCGAGCAUUGGUUCCACUUCGACUGUAUCGAAGCGUGGCUGAGCAGACACAAUACUUGCCCGAAUUGUCGUCGGAGUAUCGAUCCUGCUGCGAGCCCCCGUGAAGGCACCAGCGAAAACCCGAUCAAUAUCCAGGAUAGCCCCGGACAGCCACAACAGCAACAACCCGCACCCGGCCAGCGUCGACGGCGCAGCUCGCCAUUUUCGCGCAGUUCUCGUACCAGUGCCCGUUCUUCGUUUUCGCGGUCCAGCAACAACUCACCGACGCAGGACGCGAAUGAACCAUCGCGGCCCAGACGCUCCAGUCGGAGCGAAGGGCAUCAUCGUGGUGGAAUUACCGGCUGGGUCUGGAGCCGGCUUGGUGGUGGUGGUAGUGGCAGUGCAUGA
Penicillium waksmanii is the source of this 1434-nucleotide messenger RNA. RefSeq names its product putative RING finger domain protein. The record is from RefSeq and is a predicted model, not a curated record. NCBI's taxonomy places the organism in Eukaryota, Fungi, Ascomycota, Eurotiomycetes, Eurotiales, Aspergillaceae. The coding region runs from base 1 to 1434 and encodes 477 amino acids. The transcript is spliced from 4 exons.